Messenger RNA from Linum trigynum, 4667 nucleotides. The record is from the annotation of a GenBank genome assembly. NCBI's taxonomy places the organism in Eukaryota, Viridiplantae, Streptophyta, Magnoliopsida, Malpighiales, Linaceae.
AUAGACAUAAGAAACUUAGUAAAGAACAAGUUUGGUAUGGUUACAGUUGACGAUAAAAUAUAUUUGGUCAAACGAUCAACCAAAUCCAAAUCCAAAUGGACAUAACUAUGUUAAAUUCUCACAAAAGUUUGAAUCACAUCCAAUGAGACGUUCAUUUCUAAUUGAUACUAAAGUAAUUUUAUAUAUGCUUUUUUAAUUUCUAAACAAGACACAAAUUAAAUUUCGUAUGAGUAUCUGUAUAAGAACAAAUUUGUUGUUAUCUCACAAAAUUAUAAGAGAUUAUCAAUUAUUGUCAUUAAUUUAAACUGCAAGUGCCAAAAAAGAUAACAGCUUUGGGCAGUGUCUAAACUAGUUGGGUUAAUGCCAGUUUCGGCAAGAUUUCGGGAGAGCUGGGCCCGUUUGAAGGCUACAGGCCCACGAAAAAGAAGCAACAAAGAAACAUAAACUCUGGGCCAAAGCAUGGGCCGCCAAACGCGAAUUUGUGGAUAAGACCGACCGGCCGGCCUCUCAAACGACCUUCCCAGUUCCCACCCCCUGAUUCGUGCGAUCGUCGCCGGUUUCAACAAUCACCGUUAGAUUUAAGGGUUGGCGAUUGUCGUCGGUGCCCGACUCCUAGAUCUAGAUCUCCGAUACCGCUCGAAAACCUCCAAACCGCCAUCUCUCUCUGCUAUUUCCCCCCUCCGCCGUCGCGGAGGCACACUCACGGCGAGUAGUAAUUUCGAAUGGCGUCCAACGGAAGAAUCUCUGUCACCGUCGCGGCCGCAACCGCUCCUCCUCCUCCCCUCGCGCUCCUCCCUCCGCCAGAGCGAGACGACAGUCCUCCCCCCUCACCCGUCGCCACCAACGAGAACGUCCUCGCUCUCGCCGCCCCCAGGGCCAACAACAGCGGCGGAGGCGGAGGGGGAGGAGGGAGGGAGGAUUGUUGGAGCGAGGGAGCGACGGCGGUGCUGAUUGAGGCCUGGGGGGAGAGGUACGUCGAGCUCAGCAGGGGGAAUUUGAAGCAGAAGCACUGGAAGGAAGUCGCCGACAUCGUGAGCAGCAGGGAGGACUACGGCAAGCCUGCGAAGACCGACAUCCAGUGCAAGAAUCGGAUCGAUACCGUCAAGAAGAAGUUCAAAUCGGAGAAGGCCAAGAUCGCCGCCGGCGCCGGCCCUAGCAAGUGGGGCUUCUACCGGAGAAUUGAGGAGCUGAUUGGAGCGAACCCUAAGACGGCGAGUCUGACCCCGAAAACUACUCCUCAUCCCGGAUCUGUCAGAAGCUCCGGCCGGCUUGCUACCGAUCGUCGGAUCAGUUCGCAGCCCCAUCAGCAGUUUGGGAAGCCGCCGGUGAAGGGCAGCGGUUCGAGGAGCAAACGGAAGGGCAUCAACAAUAGUCAGAAGCUGAAGAUACAAUUCGGGAAGAGGAGCGGUAAGAUGAGGGAUUUCUCCUCGGAGGACGAGGAAGACGAGGAAGAAGAUGAAGAGGAGGAGGAGGAGGAGGAGGGGGAGGAAGAGGUAGCUUUCCCUGAUUCCGACGACAGUUUCCCGCCGGAGAACAAGAAGAGAAGAUUGACAAGCCAGAUGCAACCGAGGCACCAACCGCAUCCGAAUAAUCUGAAUGGGAAAGCAGGCAGUGGCGCAGUGGCGAAGGAGAAGAAGGGAGGAGGAUGGGGCAGCUCGAUUCGGAUGCUGACCGCUUCAAUUCUGAAGCUCGGGGAAGCCUACGAGCAAGCUGAGGGUGCUAAGCUGCAGCAGGUGGUGGAGAUGGAGAAGACCAGGAUGAAGUUCGCUAAAGAGCUGGAAUUGCAGAGGAUGCAGUUCUUCAUGAAGACCCAGAUGGAGAUUUCGCAGCUGAAGCACAACAGCAACAACAACAACAGAAGAGGAUCAGCAGCAGCAGCAGCGGGAGGGGGAGGGGGAGGGGGAGGAGGAGGCGGAAUAGAGACGGUUGCUGCAGCGGCAUCAGCCAUGGCGGCUUCCUCGGAUCAUCGUCCUCACAUUGGCCAUCCGCAUCACGAAGACGAAGAGGAUGAUCACAGCGUCGGAGGCAGUGGAGGUAAGCCCAUGAGGGUGGAUAGCAUCAAUAGUGAUAGUGAUAACUGAAGGAAAAGGAGAAGAAAGUAGUUGCAGCAAGUGGGCAGUGCAUUUUGAGUCAUGGAACGUUUUAGGAUUUGUGGUUUGUUUUAGCUUUCUCUGAACAUUUGUGAUAUAUGAUGAUUGUGAUUGUGGUAGUGGUGAUGAUGAUGAUGGUGUAAUAUGUGAUUUGCUGAGAUAAGUUAGUAGGGGAAAAGGGGGGAAGUUUUUUUUAGGAUGAGGAAUGUGUAUGUGAUGUAGCUCUCUGUAACACUUAAUUCUCUAAUCAAGAAGUCUUGUCAUUGUUAACUUAAGCUUCUCUUUCAGCAAGGAGCAGUAGAAGCUUGAGAUAUGAUAAUCUGGGUUGUGGGAUGCUCUGCUUAUUAUGAGGAAAGAACAUUGAACUAUCAAAUCAAUGAAACCUCCUAAUUACAGGAUGAGAUGGCUGACUGUCACAUAUGAAAAAGGCUGGAUUAAGGAGGAAACAUGAUUAUGUAUUUGAUGGAUAACUAUUCUACUCGAGCUAAACUGAUUUUCAUUUGAGGAGAAAAAACAGAAGAUCUUCAUUUUUCACGCACACAACUUCCAAUCCCUGAAAUCCCUAAUUAUAAUAUGUGACUGACACACCACAUACAAGGGGGUUGGAGUUGUUCAUCGAUUUUGAAAACUAUUAUUCACAUAUUUCUCUCUGAUUUUUGAAAUUUCAAGUUAUUCUUCGUCGAUUUGGAAAACUAUUUUUCACAUAUUUUGACCGGUUUUCUUGAAAGUUUGGUCAUCUUAAAGAAUAUUUUUUAUAGAUUUUAGGUGAAUAGCCGGUUUUGUAGGUUAUUCAUCACAAAUUUUAAUCAAUUUUUAUCGGCGGUUCUUAGUCGAUUUUAAAGACUAUUUUUCAUAGAUUUUGGUCGAUUUUUUCUGUUAUUCUUGGCCCAUUUUGGAGACUAUUUUCACAUAUUUUGGCUGAUUUUUUAUCGGCUAUUCUUGGUUGAUUUGAAAGAUAUUUUUUGUUCCUUUUGGUUGAUUAUUUAUUGUAUAGUCUUGCUAAUAUUGAAGACUAUUUAUCAAAGGUUUUGGAUGAUUUUUUAAGACUAUUCUUGGCCGGUUUUGAGCAUUAUUCAUCAAAGGUUUUGGCUGAUUUUAUAUUCGUUAUUCUUGGUCGAUUUUGAAGGUUAUUCAUCACAGAUUCUAGUCGAUUUUUCAUAGUCUAUUCUUGACUGAUUUUGAAUGUUUUUCUUUACAUAUUUUGUCCGAUUUUUUAUAGUCUAUUAUUGGCCGAUUUUGAAGGAUAUUCAACAAAGACUUGGCCGAUUUUACAUCGGCUAUUCUUUGUCAAAUUUGAAGGAUAUCCAACACAAAUUUUCGCUGAUUUCUCGUUGACUAUUCUUUGUCAAUUUGAAGGCUAUUCAUCACAGAUUUUGGCUGAUUUUUUUUAUCUAUUAUGCUUGGCCGAUUUUGAAAGCUAUUCAUCAAAGAUUUUGGUCGACUUUGAAUGCUAUUCUUCACGGAUUUUGACCGAUGUUUAUCGACCAUUCUUGACCAAUUUUGGAGAAUAUUUUCCUCAUUCUAGCUUCUAUGUAUUUCAAAAAACUAUUUGCGUCGAUUCAUUGUAUUCGGUGUUCGAUUUUGUUUCUUGAUUAACGAAUCACAUGCUUUAAUGACAUUGUAGCUCACCGUGUAUCUAUGACGAUGUAUCUUGACCUUUGCCCAUAACGAGUAAUCUAAUGGCAAAAAGAACAAAAAGGAAACAAAAUUUGAAUGGAAGAAACGAAAAUGGGAAAUCGUCUAGAUAAAAUAUAAUACAGAUAGAAAGAAAUGAUUUACGAGUGAAAUUCUUUUUUAUGAAUACCAAAAAAUGGAAACAUAAUCAAAGAGUAUCCUGCACCAUUCAUAAAAUGAAUGAUCGAAUCUUUUUAUGAUAAAAUUGCUCUUUUUGUUUCCUUGUACGUAGAAGAAAAAAAAUCCUUCCACUCUACUAGUAUAAGGGAAUUAAGAGCCACAGAAAACAUAACAUCUUGUCAAUAGAAGAAGGGGAAAAAAGACAGAUUUUGAAAGAAGAGAAGAUGAAGCUGGGAGUUCUGGUUGUGAUGUUGGUGAUUCUGGCUUCUUCAACUCAAAUUAUAAUGGCGGAUUACCAGAAGUGUUAUGAUUAUUGUUCAACCCAUUGUAAGCGAGUGAAUUACGACCAAUGUCUUUCCUUUUGUUUCAAGAAGUGUCAUGAACAUGGAGGUGGUGGUAACAAUCCAGAGAAUCAACGAGUUCCAUCUCCUAAUACAAAAUUCUAAGUUGAUUUAACAGUGAUUAGUUGGUGGAGAUUACGUUUGAUUGUACAAUGGAUGCAUCUUUCAUUGCACCAUUAGUAAAAUGAUCAUCUCUAUUAUUCGCUAAAUUUGGUUGUGGUUAACUGUUCAGUUCAUUAAUGCGGUUAAUAGCAACUGCACCGAUUCCAGGUACGAGUUUUUUUUUUUUUUUUAAUCUCUCAAUCGAGGUUGUCAAACCACAAUCAGAUCAACCGGUUGGAAUAAAUCUCAAACAUACCGAAUCCUGAUCCGACCAUUAAACAUCAAACGACUUGCCACUCAAAUUUCUAACAACCGGUUGGAAUAAAUCACACUCAUGCUC